GCUGGCUUACUUCAAAACCCAGCGAAAGCUGUGGAAGAAAGAAGAAGUCAAAGCCGCCAGAAGCGCAGAAGCGAAAAGCCAAGCCCAAAAGAAGCUUUCACGAUUAUAAUUAUUUCAUUGGCAACCAAGGAAAAGAAAACAACGAUGAGUACCAUCUGUUUUGGAGGAAUAUGCGUCCCAUACACGGCCGUGAUGCCUCUGCUGUUCCUUGGCCUUCGAUGGCUGCUUCAAAAGGCGAUUGAAUUGGGAUUGAUACCAAAAUCCGUCCAAGAAAAGCUGUUUCCAUCGUCUACCAAAUACGCUCCCACCGAAACCAGCAGGGAGGUAUCUGGAGGAUCUGGCGGUGUGACGGUGGUGGAAUCGGAAGAAGCCUUUCGAGAAAUUUUGAAAAAUCCCUAUGUGGUUUGCAAAUUCACGGCGGCUUGGUGCAAACCAUGUCAAAAAGUCCAUCCCGAAUAUGUCCAGUUGUCAAAACAAUUCACGUCAGCAUCCUUUAUCACGGUGGACGUGGACGAUCUAGACGAGAUUGCUUCGGAAUACAAGGUGGCCAUGAUGCCGACGUUUUUGGUCUUUCGGAAUGGGAGAGUGAAGGAGACGAAAACUGGAAUUGAUUUGUUGGAAGAUUUUGUCAGCAAGGCAUUGAAAGACUAGCUAGCUAUUCAUUCACACUGAAAGAAGCAAGGAGCCACUUCCGCGGCAAACAAUGCACCAACAAAGAUGGAUGGCAAAUCACAAAGAUCUACAGUUGUACAGGCUCAGAGCAGGAUAAACUGCAGUUGUAAGUGAUCAUGACAUGACACGACAAGCUACGUGGGAUCUGGAAGGUAGACCGAGCUAGCCAAGUUAAGCUCUGUAGAAGUAAUCCUAGCAAAGCGAUUUGUUCAUCCUGCUCUGUGCUGUGUCAGAUGUGCUAGCAUGCAUCAUUUCCAUUUGAUAUUGAGC
Messenger RNA from Seminavis robusta, 942 nucleotides. NCBI's taxonomy places the organism in Eukaryota, Bacillariophyta, Bacillariophyceae, Naviculales, Naviculaceae. The record is from the annotation of a GenBank genome assembly.